Molecule: messenger RNA, 955 nt
Organism: Bursaphelenchus xylophilus (pine wood nematode)
Lineage: Eukaryota; Metazoa; Nematoda; Chromadorea; Rhabditida; Aphelenchoididae
Source: the annotation of a GenBank genome assembly
AUGAGCGACGCCGUCACCAUUCGUACCCGAAAAGUGUUGGGCAACCGUCUUCUCAACAGACGCCAAAUGGUAUGUUGUUUUCUUGGUGUUUGCUUUGAAAUUUAGGAUGAAACUUGGUCUUGACAGGUUGGUGGGGUUUUGCAACGGGCAACAAAGUCGUUUUGGUUGCGUUAUUUUCGAGAUGCUUCGAUUUUUUGCCAGAAGUUCCCCUUGGAAUUUUGGUUCUUUUUGUCUUUAUUGAAAAAGCGUUGAAUUUUCGUUUAUAAGGUAUAAAAACAGUUAAGAACCUCCUCGGCUACAGGCUAGAAUAUUUUAAAGUAGUUUCUUUCUCCCUUAACUGAUAAAUUUCCUCAUGUAUAAGGUGAAAAUUUCCACAAAAAUUUCGUAGUGACUGUUGCAAAACAUUUGCCAUUUCCUUUUCUUAUUUUUGUCGAUUUAAAUGUGAUUUAUUGUUGAUUGUACUUAGCUUUGCACUACUUACUUUUGUAUUAUUAUAGGUUGUUGAGAUCAUCCACCCAAACCGCCCUUCAGUCCCCAAGAAUGAGGUCCGUGAGCGUCUUGCCAAGAUGUACAAAGUGUCCCCUGAUGUGAUCGUCGCCCACGACUUCAAAUGCCACUUUGGUGGUGGUCGUUCAACCGGAUUUGCCCGUAUCUACGAGACCGUUGACUACAUGAAGAAGAUUGAGCCUAAACAUCGCGUCUGGCGCGUAAGUUUCAAUACUAUUUUUAUCACUAAAACUGAUUGGUCAUAAUUAUUCUACCGAAGGUCUUUUUUAAUAAUCUAAAGUUUUAUCAGUUAAUUUAUCAUAGACAAUAUAAUAAUUCCGAUGAUUUUUAGCACACUGGUGACAAGGUCGAGAAGCCCGGUCGCAAACAGCGAAAGGAACGUAAGAACAGAUCCAAGAAACUCCGUGGUACCGCCAAGGUCAAGGGAGCCGCCGCAGCCAAGAAGUAA